UGGUUUAAUUUUACAGUUAGUAACACACAGAAGGAUCAAAGAUUAAUAUUCAACCUAGUAAACAUUAGUAAGUGGCGCAACCUUCUAUCACAAGGGUUAACCCCUGUAGUUAAGUCAACGACGAGGCCAAUGUGGCAAAGAAUGCCAACAACUCACGUGUUUUAUCACAGAUCCCCACUUCAUAAUAAGAAUUAUGUUCUUAGCUGGGCAUUCUCCUUUGAUCUAGAGGGAGAGGUUUAUCAGUUUGCCAUGUGUCAACCCUAUUCCUACUCAAGACAUCUUCUGUAUCUUCAAAAUCUAUUCUCAAACUCUUAUAAAUUUAUACACAGAGAUGUUCUGGGGUUAAGUGUUAUGGAGCGAGAAAUAGAUCUCAUAACAAUAUCUCAUCCUAACAAUCUUUUACACAGAAUACAACAUGACGGAGAUAAUCCUCGAAAAGUGAAAGUCGUCUUCAUAUUGGGCCGUGUACAUCCUGGGGAAACUCCUUCAUCUUUUGUAAUUCAGGGUUUUAUUGAUUUUCUUACAAGCUCUCAUGAGGUUGCAAUAUGUUUAAGGGAACAUAUAGUGUUCAAGAUUGUUCCAAUGCUAAACCCAGUCGGCGUUUUUCUAGGUAACCAGAGGUGCAAUCUGUUGGGACAAGAUCUAAAUAGAGCCUGGGCAGAUACUCAAAGAUUAUUGCACCCUGAACUUGAUCAACUAAAAAAACAAUUGCUCUACUAUGAUAAUCAUCCAACCUAUAAGCUUGACAUGGUUUUGGAUGUUCAUGCGCACACGGCUCUGACGGGACUUUUUAUUUAUGGAAACUCCUACGAAGAUGUUUACAGGUAGACAGACGAAGAUGUUUACCGGUAGACAGACGAAGAUGUUUACAGGUAGACAGACGAAGAUGUUUACAAGUAGACAGACGAAGAUGUUUACAAGUAGACAGACGAAGAUGUUUACAGGUAGAUAGACGAAGAUAUUUAUAGAUAGACAGACGAAGAUGUUUACAAGUAGACAGACGAAGAUGUUUACAAGUAGACAGACGAAGAUGUUUACAGGUAGAUAGACGAAGAUGUUUACAGAUAG
Molecule: messenger RNA, 1068 nt
Organism: Eurytemora carolleeae
Lineage: Eukaryota; Metazoa; Arthropoda; Copepoda; Calanoida; Temoridae
Product: cytosolic carboxypeptidase 6
Exons: 14
Coding region: 130-828 (232 amino acids)
Biological process (GO): proteolysis
Molecular function (GO): metallocarboxypeptidase activity; zinc ion binding
Source: RefSeq, a predicted model, not a curated record